CAUGUCGGAACGUUAAUGCCGGUGCACCGUCCUUCACGACAUGGCACCGGCUUCUUGUUGAGAUCUCGUCUGAUAUGAGCAGACUGAGGGUGAAGCCGGCCUGAGGUUCCGUCUCUAGAGGAUAUGAACAGCUGAAUCUCAAACAUGCUGCCUGGACUUGUUGCUGUUGCAAGUCGCUCUCUGAAGGGGACUGUGCCUCACUGGAAAGCCACUCUUCACAGAACUUGUUUUCCAUCAAAGGCCAGGGAAUGGCUUCUGGUUCAAAGGGGCACUCACAGAUGGACCUCCGCCCCGUCAUCGAGGAUGAACCAGAGGCCAGUGUUUGUCAGAGCUCCAGCAUUUGGAGAUAAGCUCGCUGUGAUAGACAGCAGUGGCAGCCACAGCUACAAGCAGUUAUACUGCAGCAGCUUAGAUCUUGCAGGUAGAAUCAGCAGCGCUCUCAACUGUGACUUUGCAGGUCUGGAAGGAAAACAAAUCUCCUUCCUGUGUGCUAAUGACGCUUCAUACACAGUGGCACAGUGGGCAGCCUGGAUGAGUGGAGGGACGGCAGUACCACUUUACCGGAAACACCCUCAGUCGGAAUUGGAGUAUGUGAUCUCUGACUCCCAGAGUUCACUGCUGGUGGCGGGACAUCCCUUCGCCGAGAUCCUCGAGCCUCUGGCGCUGAAGCUGGGGCUUCCGUGCCUGACGCUGCCUCCUAUGUCUGACCUGGGCUCUGUAGGUGUGGAAGACACAGAGGACAAGGAGACGUCCAUCACUGACUGGGCGGAUCGACCAGCUAUGAUCAUCUACACCAGCGGAACCACAGGGAGACCCAAGGGGGUUCUACAUACACACAGCUCCAUCCAAGCCAUGGUACAGUGUCUGGUCUCCGAGUGGGCGUGGACCAGAGAUGAUGUCAUCCUCCACACCUUGCCGCUCCACCACGUGCAUGGCAUCGUUAACAAGCUGCUGUGCCCGCUCUGGGUGGGCGCCACCUGCAUCAUGCUGCCUGAAUUCCAGCCUCAGAAGGUGUGGGAGAUGCUGUUGAGCUCUAAGGCUCCCAUGGUUAAUGUGUUCAUGGCCGUGCCAACUAUCUACUCUAAGCUGAUCCAGUACUAUGAUCAGCACUUCACGCAGCCUCAUGUCAAGGACUUUGUCAAAGCCGUGUGCAAAGAAAGGAUCAGAUUAAUGGUUUCGGGCUCGGCUGCUCUCCCUCUUCCCACUCUGCAGCGCUGGGAGGAAAUUACAGGACACACACUGCUAGAACGCUACGGCAUGACGGAGAUUGGCAUGGCACUGUCCAACUCUCUCAAAGGCCCACGCAUCCCAGGGGCUGUGGGGUCACCACUCCCAGGUGUGGAGGUUCGGAUUGUCAUGAAUAAUGCAAGCAACACCACGAUCGCGGAGGGCAGCCACAGAGAGACUCGGGUUCGUGCAGGUAUGGAGGGGAAAGAGGGCGAUCUCCUGGUUCGAGGUCCGUCUGUCUUUCAGGAAUACUGGAACAAGCCUGAGGAGACCAGAGAGUCUUUCACUGAUGGCAACUGGUUCAAAACAGGAGACACAGCCGUCUAUAGAGAUGGAGCGUAUUGGAUCAUGGGCCGAACCAGUGUUGACAUCAUCAAGAGUGGCGGCUACAAGAUCAGUGCUCUCGAGGUAGAGCGCCACCUACUGGCUCAUCCAGCCAUCAUGGAUGUGGCCGUCGUCGGGGCCCCAGAUGCUGUUUGGGGUCAGAAGGUCACGGCAGUGGUGCAGCUGAAGAAGGGCCAGAGUAUGACCCUGCCGGAGCUGAAGGCCUGGGCGAGGGAACACAUGGCUGCCUACACCAUCCCCACAGGCCUGGUGCUGGUGGAGGAGCUGCCCAGGAAUCAGAUGGGCAAGGUCAACAAGAAGGACCUGCUGCGACACUUCUUCCACUGACCGAGUCACCUCCAUGUGUACCACAACAAACAGGUUCCUGGUCACUUCCUGGCUGCUCUCAUCCGGUUCUUAGAUUCAAAUAUCACAGACAAGUGCAGGAAAUACAGAAUAAUGGAUAAACAAUAACAGAAUUACUUAAUUCUAAUGUGUUGAAUGCCAAUUAUCCUGAGAUCCCUUCAUGUCAAAUAAUCUAUUUGAUAUGUAUUUUUUUGAGAAUUUUAAACAGAUCGAAUCCUGAUGGAAAAAUCAUCUGAUGUUGCUUCAAAAAUAGAUUCAAAAUUCUAACUAACCAACAUGGAUGUGUCAGACGCAACCUAAUAUGACCCACUUUUGUAGGGUUUGCAUUGGAAGCAGUGUCUUUUCUUGCCACAAUACUGUAUAACCAGGGUUAGACUAUGUAGUGGUUCAUACUGGAAACAGAAGUCUAUACUCUAGACACAUAAUACGGAUAAAAGACACCUGAUUUAUAAGAGUGUGUUCAACUGUUGACCAACAAAUCAUCCAUUUUUUUAUUUGGAUCUGCACAAAAUUGCGCACACUCAUAAAUAUCAGCCUCCUAAACAUGAUUGAUUUUUGAAUUAUUUUCUGAGAAAUCCACUAAAAUUGUUGCAAAUCUUCCAAUGUUGAAAAAAAGGACUGCAUCCAACGCUGAUCAGCACUAACAUGUAAUGGGGUUUCUCCUUGACCCAUUCCACAACCUUCCACCAAAAUAUAUGGAAAUCCAUUUAGUAGUUUUUGCGUAAUCCUGCUUAAUUACAGACAUAUCCAUGCAGACGUAAACAGAACCCGUUGGUAGAGGUUAAAUGUAAUUACUUUAAACUGAGACGGCUCUUACAUCAUCUAAUCUUUUCGUCUUUAAUGAAAUUAAUUUGAAACUUUUGGUGCAGUUUGUAGAUUGUUCUGUUUACAGUGUGUAAACUGUACAGAAGUGGGACAAACUAUUUGAUACACUCUCCUCAGAGUCCCCCAGCAGAUCGUCUGCUUUGACUCCUGAUCAAAAAAUCCACAAACCCUGCGCAGGAAGUCCAACUUUUCCAAGAAAAGAGUUCAACACAGCGGUACCUCUUGGUAAAGAGUGCUAAGGGUUCUGUUAUUUGUAAAUUCAGAUGUUUUAUUGGUGUGAUCACUUCAUUUUGUUGGUAGAAGUGGUUGAUUACACCCGAACGAAUGGGCUGGAAAAGGAAACAUUGAAAUGUAAUCAGCGGGAAACAUGGUUAAGAUUAAUUUCUUUGCACACACACACAGAUGCACUUGACAUGUUUAUCUGAAAAAUAAAAAAGUUUUUAUAAAA
This is a messenger RNA of Limanda limanda (common dab), 3190 nucleotides long. It is a transcript of the gene acsf3, whose product is annotated as acyl-CoA synthetase family member 3. The transcript has 10 exons. Bases 145 to 1899 code for a protein of 584 amino acids. Gene Ontology annotation, biological process: fatty acid metabolic process. Gene Ontology annotation, molecular function: medium-chain fatty acid-CoA ligase activity. Lineage: Eukaryota; Metazoa; Chordata; Actinopteri; Pleuronectiformes; Pleuronectidae. The record is from RefSeq and is a predicted model, not a curated record.